Vicugna pacos (alpaca) is the source of this 1621-nucleotide messenger RNA. The record is from RefSeq and is a predicted model, not a curated record. Lineage: Eukaryota; Metazoa; Chordata; Mammalia; Artiodactyla; Camelidae.
AGAAAUGCUGUCCCUUGCAUGUCUCCUCCAGUCUUCAUCAGCUGCCUGACGCUGUCUGCGCCCGUGUUUGGCUACCUGGGCGACCGGCACAACCGCAAGGCCGUGCUGAGCUUCGGUAUCCUGUUCUGGUCAGGAGCAGGCCUCUCCAGUUCCUUCAUCCCCCCCCAGUACUCCUGGCUCUUCUUCCUGUCCCGGGGACUGGUGGGCAUCGGCACGGCCAGCUCCUCCAUCAUUGCGCCCACCAUCCUGUGUGACCUCUUCGUGAGGGACCAGCGGACCCAAGUGCUGACCAUCUUCUAUAUCUUUAUUGCUGUUGGAAGUGGUCUGGGCUAUGUGCUGGGGUCGGCUGUGACGGAGCUGACCGGGAACUGGCGUUGGGCCCUCCGAGUCAUGUCUCCCCUGGAAGUCUUGGCCUUGAUCCUUCUUAUCGUGCUGGUUCCAAACCCACCCCGGGGAGCUGCUGAGAAGCAGGGGGUAAUGGCCGUGGGGGGCCCAAAGAGCAGCUGGUAUGAAGAUGUCAGAUACCUGGGGAGAAAUUGGAGUUUUGUGUGUUCGAACUUUGGACUGACAGCCGUGGCCUUUGUGACUGGAGCCCUGGGCUUCUGGGCCCCCAAGUUUUUAUUCGAGGCCCGUAUGGUGCACGGGCUGCAGUUUCCCUGCUUUCUGGGGCCGUGCAACAGCUUGGACAGCCUGAUUUUGGGGGCACUGACUGUUGUGACUGGCAUUAUUGGGGUCAUCCUGGGAGCAGAGGCUUCAAGGAGAUACAAGAAAGUCAACCCGAGGGCUGAGCCCCUCAUCUGUGCCGUCAGCUUGUUUGCCGCAGCCGUCUCCUUCUACUUGGCUUUCGUCCUGGCCCCGGCCACCCUCCAGGCCUCUUAUGCGUUCCUGGCCCUUGGGGAGCUGCUUCUAUCCUGCAGCUGCGCAGUGGUCGCUGACAUCCUGCUGUCUGUGGUGGUGCCCAGGUGUUGGGGAACAGCAGGGGCACUUCAGAUCACAGUGAGCCACAUCCUGGGAGAUGCCGGCAGCCCCUACCUCACUGGACUUAUUUCCAGCGCCCUGCGGGACGAGGGCCCUGAUUCCCACCUGCAGCACUUCCUCAGUCUCCGGCGAAGCUUCCUAUGUCUUGUCUUCGUCAUCAUCCUGGGUGGCGGCUGCUUCUGGCUGACUACGCUGCACCUGGAGAGAGACCAGGCCCUGGCCCAGCAGCCUGGCCCAGGGACCCCGGACAAUAAGGACAUGGAUGGCAAGGCCACGGAGAGCCAACCCCUACUUCCUGGCACGAGUGCCUCCACAAAGGACCACUGAGGCCCCUGCCCUGCAGUGAGGAGGCCCCACCCACCUGGCCUGGAUCCCUCCCGGUGGCCUCCACUGCCUCAGUGCCUCUGCCCACCUUUGGCUGUGGUUCUGGGGCCCUGGCCGAGCUGCACCUGCCACUUCUUUGCUCCCGGCUAGAUAGCUGGCAGCGCCUGCGGCUGGGCUGGGAAUUGAGCUGCCACCACCCUCCGCGGGAGGCCCACGCCUGUGCCUACACCCAGCACGAGGCCGCUCCAGCCUGGGGUUCUCAGCCUGGCUGCCUGUGGGCCCCGAUUAAAGUAUGGCCAGUACAAAGCCCAUGGAUAUA